This is a messenger RNA of Gaeumannomyces tritici R3-111a-1, 5495 nucleotides long. RefSeq lists its product as hypothetical. Bases 1257 to 5408 code for a protein of 1383 amino acids. Gene Ontology annotation, molecular function: dynein complex binding; microtubule plus-end binding; catalytic activity. The record is from RefSeq and is a predicted model, not a curated record. Gene Ontology annotation, biological process: nucleoside metabolic process; establishment of mitotic spindle orientation; vesicle transport along microtubule. The transcript is spliced from 6 exons. Gene Ontology annotation, cellular component: microtubule associated complex; kinetochore; nuclear envelope. Lineage: Eukaryota; Fungi; Ascomycota; Sordariomycetes; Magnaporthales; Magnaporthaceae.
CAGCAAUUCUGUCUUUAAAAGCUGGUCGGCACCCUCCCACCCGAACAACUAAGAGCCACCAACUACACCAUUAACGAACGAUAAGAGCCAGCCUCUUGUUCUAGAGGCGUAGGUUAGAACUUUGCGCUAGAUUCCUUGUUACCACCAGCUUCUCCGACGAAACCAGCCGAACACCAUCCAAGCCGGUCGAGUGCGUAAGAAGAUGGCUGGGCUGUGCACCGCGAAUAAGAGAGGAAUGGAGGCGGAUGAGGAGGGGCGCCCAGCGAGAUUCGGACACCCGCGCAAACCGACAGCCACACCUGCCGCCUGGUAUCCUCCGGCCUUUUGGAGGUUGCGACCAAACUUACAUUCCACGUGGAGCUUCGCGCCGGAGAUCCGACAUCCUUUAUCCAAAGCUAGCGUUUGUGCGACGUGGUCCGCCAGGUUACCUGAUUGAAUCUAUCCUUAAAGCCCAAAAUCCAACCGUGGAGGGCUGGAGAAAAUCUGGAUCAUCGGGCAUCUACGGACUAACUGUUUUGGUGGGGUUUUAUCGAGCCCCACGCGACCCGGGCAGGCAGCCCCGCGGCCAUAACAGAGGCCUCACCUCCGCGGAGGCGCACCGGCCUGCAGGGCCACAUCACAAGAAAAGACAUCUUCCUUUCCCUUGCUUUUGGUUGUCCCGUUCGGCCGCAGUCCCUACCUCGUGGUGUUUUUCGGGCUCCGUUAGGUGGGUUCGGUAAAGGGGUAGUUGGGCAGCAACCUCUAUCUACACCAGGAUACCAUUUCCGCCGCCCUUCAGAUCGACCAAGCGUUCGUUACCACCCCUCACACGACUGUCGUAUGCAUAGCAAACCAGGAUGCGCUAACUGCAGGUUUGUUCCUAUUUUCACCCAAUGUGCGGAAGCCCCGUCAGCCCCUCGAAGCAUCGCUUCUUGUUCCCGCAUGCCUAGCCGCCGUGGGGCGUCCUUAACAUGCAAUAAAAUCGGUGCGUGAACCAACUAGAACGCGACCUUUGCCAAUACUAGCAGCACCCGCGCCCACGUCGGCAUCGCCUCCUAUUUCCACGUCAAGAACCCAAGUCAAUAACAGACUCGAGCCCAAUAUCGCCAAAGUUUCCCGUCGCCGCUCCUUUCGCUUUGCUGCGUAUCGCCCCCUUUCCUCUCUCUUCUCCUCGACUGAUUUACUCCCUUUUUUUUCUUGUCUUCCCUGCCUUCCUUUUCCUUGCUUGCCUCCGAUAACUUGUUAUAUUCCAUCUUCCUCCUGUCCCGGCAUCCACUAUGUCGGACCCCGGCAAAUACACAAUCGGGUGGAUCGCCGCCAUUCCAACCGAGCUCGUCGCCGCCACGCUCUUCCUCGAUGGAGAAGAACAUGACCGCCCUGAUUACCUCGACCCGAACGACACCAACGAUUACACCCUGGGCACGAUCGGGCGCCACAACGUUGUGAUAGCCGGCCUCCCCAAAGGAGAAUAUGGGACAACAGCGGCGGCAGUCGUGGCUGCCAACAUGCUACGCAGCUUCCCCAACCUCCGAUUCGGGCUCAUGGUUGGUAUCGGAGGCGGGGCGCCGAGCAAAGAGCACGAUAUACGCCUCGGCGACGUUGUGGUUAGCAGCCCCGGUGGAGGCAAAGGCGGCGUACUCCAAUAUGACUUUGGAAAGACGAUUCAGAACCAGGCUUUUCACCAUACUGGGUUUUUGGAUCAGCCGCCAAUGACACUUCGGACUGCGAUGGGCGGUCUGGAAAGGCGGCAUAAGGUUCACGGCCAUCAAUUCAAGUCUCGGGUCGCUGAAGUCCUGAGAAACAAGCCGCGCCUCUACCAGGAAUACUCUCGUCCAAGCUACACGAGCGAUAGGCUGUAUCGGUCCCAUGUUGUGCAUUCCGACAGCUGCAGCAAUGCAGCGUGCAGCAGUGAUCCCAAGCACCUUAUCACCCGGCAGAAACGAGGCGAGCACGAAGACGAUCCCGCGAUCCACUACGGGUUGGUUGCCAGCGCCAAUCAAUUGAUGAAGGACGCCCAGAUUCGGGACAAGCUGGCGGCGGAGCAUGGCGUCCUCUGCUUCGAGAUGGAGGCGGGCGGUUUGAUGAACCACUUCCCUUGCCUGGUGAUCCGGGGCAUCUGCGACUACUCGGAUUCGCACAAGAACAAGGAAUGGCAAGGUUUUGCCGCCAUGACGGCGGCAGCGUAUGCGACGGAUCUUCUGAGGCAGAUUGUGCCCAGUCAGGUCGACGCCGAAAAAAGGAUAGAGGAGGUUCUUGGCGCAGUUAAGGAAAUUAAGGAAACCGUACAAAAAACGGAAAAGGGCGUUAAUAAUCUAGUCACUCAAGCCUGCCUGCAAAAGCUUCCGGAGGCAAAAGGCGCUGCAUUCGACGCCCAGGCAAACGAACACGACCCCAGCUGCCACCCCAACACCCGCGUGGGCCUGCUUGCCCAUAUCCACAGCUGGAUCCAGGAUCCUAACGGGGAGAGCAUAUUCUGGCUGCGCGGCAUGGCCGGCACCGGCAAAUCGACCAUUUCUCGGACCGUGGCCAAAACACUCGCUGACACAAAGGUGCCCAGCGCCAGCUUCUUCUUCAAAAAGGGCGAAGGCGACCGGGGCAGCGCGGCCAUGUUCUUCACCACCAUCGUUACUCAGCUCCUCCACCAGCUGCCGGCUUUGGCCCCGCACGUCCAGAACGCGAUCGAAAGCGACUCGGCCAUCGUCAACAAACCUAUGGGAGAGCAGUUCAAGAAGCUCUUCUUGGAGCCGCUGGACAAAUGCAAGGGCGACGUCCCGGGGCCGCUUGCCGUGGUGGUCGACGCGCUUGACGAAUGCGAUCGGGAAGAUGACGCCACCACCUUGGUUAGCCUUUUGUCUAGAGCAAAGGAAGCAACGUCGGUUCGGAUCCGAUUCUUUGUCACCAGCAGACCCGAGCUGCCCAUAUGCCUUGGCUUUAAGGACAUCGGCGACAGCUACAAAGACCUGGCCCUUCAUGAAAUUCCCGCAGCCGAUGUCAGAGAGGACAUCUCCACGUUUCUUCGCUCGGAGCUAGCUCGAAUCCGGCACAAUUUCAACAAGGAGCUGGCACCUCCGGAGCUGCCGCCAGAUUGGCCUCCGUCCACCAAGCUGGAAAGUCUUAUCGACAUGGCUGUACCGCUCUUCAUCUUCGCAUCGACAGCUUGCCGCUUUAUUGCCGAUAGCGAUUCCGGUGACCCCGGGGAGCAACUGGACAAGAUCCUCGAGUACGGGAAAAAGGGCGGACCGUCUCAGCUUCACACGACAUAUCUGCCAAUUCUGAAUCAGCUUCUUCUCAAGCGCACAAAUUCAGGAUUGGUCAGUCGUACAGAGAAUGAGAAAGCCGAAAUAGUUAGGUGGUUCCGCGAAAUUGUCGGCACUAUCGUACUCCUCGCCGAUCCUCUCCCCACCGCAGCGCUGGCACGACUCCUUAGCACCCAGGUAAAUGUCAACUCGAAGCUACGCGGCUUGCAUUCUGUCCUUAACAUUUCAAACGACCCCCUCGUCCCUGUCAAACUGCUCCAUCUGUCUUUUCGCGACUUCCUCGUGGACGACGAAAACCGCGAUGCGAACCCAUUUUGGGUUAACAAGCAGGACACCCAUGAGCGGCUGGCAAACCGCUGCCUCGAAGUGCUGUCAACCGGCGACAACCUUAAGAGAAACGUUUGCGGCCUGCGUCUGCCCGGGACGCUCCGGGACGAGAUCAGCCCGCAGACUAUCAGUGCCGCCCUGCCGCCCUGCGUUCAAUACGCUUGUCGAUACUGGGUACACCAUUGGAAUGAAAGUAAACGGCGGAUACGGGACGGUGAUCUCGUCGACCGCUUUCUGACUAAGCAUCUCCUGCAUUGGCUUGAAGCGUUGGCCAUUAUAGGGCGGAUCGGGGAGGGUACCAAUAUGGUAAACGACCUGCUAGGCCUGCUCCAUCCGGAAAACAGCACAGCAGUAUCGGCGCUUCUUCGUGAUGUACGGCGGGUUAUUCUAAGUCAUUGCUCGAUUAUGGACGUAUCGCCUCUCCAGCUCUACUGUUCUGCUAUUGUAUUUGCGCCGGAGGAAAGCGUCGUCCGAAAAAAGUUUCGUAACCAGUUUCCGACCUGGCUUUCAUUAGUACCGCGGGUGGAUCAGAAUUGGGAUGCGUGUUUACAAACGCUCGAGGGGCAUAGCGGCUCGGUCGAAUCGGUCGCGUUUGCGCACGACGGCAAGACGGUUGCGUCGGCGUCCUGGGAUAAGACCGUUAAGCUCUGGGACACGGCGACGGGCCGCUGUCGAGCGACGCUCGAGGGCCACAGCGGCUCGGUCGAAUCGGUCGCGUUUACGCACGACGGCAAGACGGUCGCGUCGGCGUCCGGCGAUAAGACCGUCAAGCUCUGGGACACGGCGACGGGCCGCUGUCGAGCGACGCUCGAGGGCCACAGCGGCUGGGUCGAGUCGGUCGCGUUUACGCACGACGGCAAGACGGUCGCGUCGGCGUCCUGGGAUAAAACCGUUAAGUUUUGGGACACGGCGACGGGCCGCUAUCGAGCAACGCUCGAAGGCCACAGCAGCUCGGUCGACUCGGUCGUCGACGACGUCCUCUCAGUCGCGUUUACGCACGACGGCAAAACAGUCGCGUCGGCGUCCCGCGAUAAGACCGUUAAGUUUUGGGACACGGCGACGGGCCGCUGUCGAGCAACGCUCGAAGGCCACAGCAGCUCGGUCGACUCGGUCGUGUUUACGCACGACGGCAAAACGGUCGCGUCGGCGUCCCGCGAUAAGACCGUCAAGCUCUGGGACACGGCGACAGGCCGCUGUCGAGCGACGCUCGAAGGCCACAGCGACUGGGUCAAGUCGGUCGUGUUUACGCACGACGGCAAAACGGUCGCGUCGGCGUCCAGCGAUCAGACCGUCAAGUUUUGGGACACGGCGACGGGCCGCUGUCGAGCGACGCUCGGGGGCCACAGCGGCGGGGUCUAUUCGGUCGCGUUUGCGCACGACGGCAAGACGGUCGCGUUGGCGUCCUACGAUGAGACCGUCAAGCUCUGGGACACGGCGACGGGCGACUGUACCACGACACUUGAUGUUGGCACGACCGUUACUCAUCUCGCCUUCGAUGCCACCAGCUCCUCUCUCUUCACCAAUGCCGGCAGAUUUUCCCCCAAUCAUCCACCACUAAUAUCACCUUCGUUACAAAAAACAGCAAAAGCGCCGCUAGCGCAGCCGGCAGUCGCCGUAUCCGAUCACCCGUUGCGCACCGAUCAGAAAGGCAUUGGGCUAAGCGACGGCCUAUGGGUUACCUGGGGCUUGCACAGGGUGCUGUGGCUGCCGCUGGCGUACCGACCGGGGCACCGACCGCGAGAGUCGGCCGUGAUGCGAUCGAUGCUGGCUAUCGGGACCCAGUCGGGACGCGUCGUCCUCAUCGGUCUCGCCGAUACAACCUUCUCAUCUAGCUCGUCUCUCUAGUCUUGAUUUCCAUAAAUAUAUAACUAUUUAUCUCUAUCUCUUUGCUUUAGAAGGGUCCAAAGUGGUACUCUGAAUUUAUAUCUGUGC